This is a messenger RNA of Fopius arisanus, 2727 nucleotides long. It is a transcript of the gene crc, whose product is annotated as bZIP transcription factor crc. Gene Ontology annotation, cellular component: nucleus. The transcript is spliced from 2 exons. Lineage: Eukaryota; Metazoa; Arthropoda; Insecta; Hymenoptera; Braconidae. Bases 861 to 1772 code for a protein of 303 amino acids. Gene Ontology annotation, biological process: regulation of transcription by RNA polymerase II. The record is from RefSeq and is a predicted model, not a curated record. Gene Ontology annotation, molecular function: RNA polymerase II transcription regulatory region sequence-specific DNA binding; DNA-binding transcription activator activity, RNA polymerase II-specific.
AGUUGAAUUGUGUCAGUGCGAACGCGGAGUUGUACAACUUAAUUAUUCUCACAUUCUUCAGUAAACUGACAUUGUAUCGUUGCUUGAGACUACAAAAUUGAGUUAAAAAUUGUGAUGAAUUGAAUUCCAUUUGACGAAUUGAACAACAACGUAUCAAAAGAUUAAUCCAUUAUUUGAUUACUUAAAAAUAUUCCUACAAAUUAAUUGCUGGACUCAAUUGCGUGGUUUCCAAAUAUUCUAAAGUACUACUAAUUUAAAUUAUCUCCAUCUUGGUAAAUUUGAAAUAAUCAGAAGUGAUCACGAGUUGUUGAAAGAAAGAUUACAACAUCCACUAAUCUGCCAGAAAGUGACACUUAUAAUUUAUAGGACAAAGUCUAAUAUUUCUAAAUGCUAACUUGAGUCAGUACAAAAAUUCACAAUAAAUAUUGAGAUAGAAAUCCGUGAUACUGGCAUCAUUAAAGCAUCACCGUUUCUGGAAAUCAUCUAAAUGUUGGAAUGUACUAAUGUUGUAUCGUAGUAUGCAGUUCGCGUAUCGUUACACGUGGAAUCGAGAAAUUAUUGUGAAUUCCCAAAAAUUGGUGAAAAGACGCUGACUAAAAUAUUCAAGAGUGGAGACGUACAACGGUUAAGUGGUGAAUUAUUGAAACGCGCCAAAGUGACCUUGUACAACACAACCGAAGAUAACCACCGACAACAGCUAAAUUUUCCAGUAUAAGAAUCAUCGAUUGAUAAAUUUGUUGUUUUUCAUUUUCUUAUUUUGAAUCACAUUUUUUUCUUCCUUAAUUCUACGGUAACAAGAAAUCGUUUUAUAGUAUUUUGUUAGAGUAGUAUCUAUAAAAUCCAUCGAUCAACGAGUGAUAAUGGCAAUUUGUUAUGCUGAACCCUUUUCUGACUGGUUAGAGGAAAAAGUUGAGUUCUUGUUUGAAGAAAUUCCGACUCCAGAAUGUGGCCAAAAACCAACUCCCACCUACUCUCAAAAACAGGAGACUACCCAAUCCAUGCUGCAGGAGUUCGAAAUAGUUCUGGGAGAUGUGGAAGCCUGUCACCAGAUCUAUCCCGCAAUUUCCCAUCUAACCCCCCCUCAGACUCCACCUCACGAGACCCCGCAAAAAUUCAUGGGAUUUGACAAUCAACUAGUCUAUUAUCAGACAAGCAAAUCGCACGUGAUUCCGAACACCACAAUUACUCAGAAAAUACUCCCCGCCACUCCAUCCAUCAAGUCGGACUCCUAUUUGGAGCAGAUUUCUGGAGUCUGGAACGCUGAAAAUGUUUCUCUAAUGCCUUUAUCCACUAAUGUAAGUGGAGAUGUGGCUAACGAGCUCGCAGAAAUGGAUGAAUAUGUUCGAUCCUGUGCUGAAGACCUGUCCCCAUCGACUCCGUCAAGCUCGUACACUAGUUCUAACAGCUAUUUGUCCUCCGAAGAUUCUAAUGAUCCUGACUGGGCGAUUCCCACCACCUCUUCCGGUAGCUUGCAAGACUCUUCCUUCAGUAAACAACAUGGCCAACGGAUUAAUUCUAAAAAUCGAAAAAAGCCUUACUCAAAGCCCAAUAUUGAAGACAAAAAAGUCAGGAAGAAGGAACAGAACAAGAAUGCAGCUACUAGAUAUCGUCAGAAGAAGAAGGCUGAAAUUAAGGAGAUUGUUGGAGAAGAGCAGGAAUUGGUUGAGUACAAUGAAAAGCUGCAGGAUCAAGUUAAAGAGGUGACCAGGGAAAUUGGUUAUCUUAAGCGACUCAUGAGAGAUCUCUUCAAAGCAAAAGGGCUCAUAAAUUAAUUAGUACACAUGUCUAUCAAUUUUUCAUUAUUUACAUGCUGGCAGGUCGAUAAAAAAAACGUUUCGAUGGUAUUGUUUCAAAAAAUCUAUCCAUUUAGUUACUGCAUUGAUUAGUUUUGAUUAAGGAUAACUCCUGAGGUAAUUUAGAAAUUGUUGAAGCUGUCUCCAAACACAUUUCAUAUUCCUUUAUUACCAUAGAUAUAUGUAAUUCACAAUAAUUAAUAGUUCAAUAGAAUUUUCUUUAUUAUCAAUGUCGACUGUUGUCAAAGAGUUAAUGAUCUUUCAUUAAUGUUUGCAAUAAAACGGGCAAAUUGAUUUUGAAAAAGUUUCAAUAAUUUCGAAUGGCGUUCGUUAAUCUUUGAAAUGAGGGAAGACGCAUUGAAACCGUAUCGUUUAUACAAGAAAUAUCGAAAAUUUAGAAUACUUCGCUUUGCUAUCAUUAUUCCAUGCUAAUUCAAUAAUGAAAAAAACUUGAUUCUUUGUUGCUUCAACUUAACUUACCUCCUUUUUUCUUUCGUUUGCCUUUAUUCAUUAAUACAAAGAUUAAUCUCCUCAUUAUUUGCCCUUGGUGUUACCUUCGGUGGAGGCUGUAGGGUCACUUGUCUACGAUUUCAAACAGUGCUCGUGAGGAAAGUGGAUGCAAGUGAGAGAGGGGAACGUAUCCAUUUUGAUAUAGUUAAAAACGUAUUAACGAUUUUACUCAGCAUAAUUAAUAUAGCAACGUAAUAGUUUGUUGUUUUAUCGAACCGAGUGACAAUGGAACCAAUUUUAGUAAUCGCAUCGUCUUCAUUUAUCCAUCAUUGUAAUCAUCAAAAAGGUAGGAGAUCUGUCUCACUUUAGUGAACCAAUGUUGUCUUUGUUGCAAUAAAGUGAAAAGGUCUUUUGCAACCGCAAGUCUCUCCAUUCCAACUUUUAUUUUAAUGCAAUUUAUAUGUACACUGUCUUUACUUUCAUU